Molecule: messenger RNA, 1651 nt
Organism: Morus notabilis
Lineage: Eukaryota; Viridiplantae; Streptophyta; Magnoliopsida; Rosales; Moraceae
Product: GDSL esterase/lipase At5g37690
Exons: 6
Coding region: 1-1086 (361 amino acids)
Molecular function (GO): hydrolase activity, acting on ester bonds
Source: RefSeq, a predicted model, not a curated record
AUGACGGGAAUCAUAUUGAAGCCUCUGCUAGUACUCCUCCUCACCACCUUCAUGAUCUUUACAACCACGGUAGACAUGGCUUCGGCGGCGGCGCUCGUCACAUUCGUGUUCGGCGAUUCGUUGACGGAAGUCGGAAACAACAACUAUCUUCAGUACUCCCUCGCGAAGUCGAAUUUUCCUUGGUAUGGAGUUGAUUAUCCUGGAAGCCAAGCUACCGGGAGGUUCACUAAUGGCAGAACUAUUGGUGAUAUAAUAUCUGAAAAGCUUGGGGUUUCAUCACCACCGGCAUAUCUUUCCUUAUCACCGAAUAAUGAUGCAAUCCUAAAGGGAGUUAAUUAUGCGUCUGGCGGAGCGGGAAUACUUAAUGACACAGGAUUAUACUUUAUUCAGAGAAUGACCUUUGAUGAUCAAAUACAAAAUUUCAACAAAACAAGAGAAGCUAUUAAGUCUAAAAUCGGAGUGGCCGCUGCCUCAAAGCUUUGCAAAGAAGCGAUGUACUUUAUUGGAAUUGGUAGCAAUGACUACGUAAACAAUUAUUUACAACCUUUUCUAGCAGACAGUCAGCAGUAUACACAUGACGAAUUCGUGGAGCUCUUAAUUUCAACCUUGGAUCAACAACUUUGGAGACUUUACAAACUUGAUGCCCGAAAAGUGGUUUUCCACGGUCUUGGUCCGCUCGGCUGCAUUCCUUCUCAAAGGGUUAAAUCCAAAACAGGCCAAUGCUUAACACGAGUGAACCAAUGGAUUCAAGAGUUCAACUCCAAAGUUAAAACUCUCGUCGCCUCUCUCAACUCGCGCCUCCCGAAUGCAAACCUAAUUUUUGCAGACACAUAUCCUGCGGUUUUCGACUUGAUUUCCAAUCCCACUGCCUACGGUUUUAAGAUCUCCAAUACGUCAUGUUGCAAUGUGGACACGAACAUAGGCGGGCUAUGCUUGCCGAAUUCAAAAUUGUGCAGAAACCGCAGAGAUUACGUUUUCUGGGACGCAUUCCACCCGUCGGAUGCAGCAAAUGUGGUGCUUGCUGAUAAGCUCUUCUCCACCCUCUUCUCUGAUAGUCCUUCAAUUGCACCCCAGCCUUCACCCUGACUAAUUAUGUUAAUAUACACACAAACAUAAAUUAUGGUGAUAACUAAUUGUAGUCCAAGAUAUGAAUGGCGAUUGUAAGACGUUAUGAUCAAUAAGGGAAAUAACCUACGAUUAUAGUUCUAUUGAUCUCAAAGAUGGCUCCUUCAACCUUUUAUAUCCUAACCAGAUUAUUGCAAAUUACCCUUAUUUUUGUAUUAAUAAGUAUUGGCAUAAAGUGAUACACCCUCAAUAUGCUGAAUAAUUUCUCAUGAAAGGAAGUUAUAAGAUCAUUCCCCAAGUUUAUUAUUAACUCUAACUGAAAAUAUGACAAAGUAAAAGAAAAAUCAUAAACGAAAAUCCAUAUCCCUUUUCUAGAAUUAUGCAUUAGUGUCGACUUGGCAUUCAAAUUGCCAUUAAGAUUGAAUCCAACAAGGGAAGCAAAAUCUACAUGCCCACAGAAAUAGAUUAACCAAAUAUGUUUUUGUAUUAGUUUUUCUUUCUAGUUAUUUUUUUUAAAUAACUAACUAUUUUGAAAAAAAAAAUGCAGAUCUAAACUAUCAAUAAUGUAUCAUUUGAAAUCAAUAAC